Messenger RNA from Emericellopsis atlantica, 1884 nucleotides. RefSeq names its product ATP-binding cassette sub-family G member 5. The transcript has 3 exons. The record is from RefSeq and is a predicted model, not a curated record. NCBI's taxonomy places the organism in Eukaryota, Fungi, Ascomycota, Sordariomycetes, Hypocreales, Bionectriaceae. Gene Ontology annotation, molecular function: ABC-type transporter activity; ATP hydrolysis activity; ATP binding. Bases 1 to 1884 code for a protein of 627 amino acids. Gene Ontology annotation, cellular component: membrane.
AUGGCAAUGCAGCCUGACACCGUCGACCUUGAGAGGAACGACCCCCAACCGCACACCACCGUCGCCAACACAGUCGUCUCCUCAUUCGCAUGGCACGACCUCCACGUCCAGGUCAAGGACCGCCAGACGGGCGCCCCCAAGGCCCUCCUCGAUAAUGUGUCCGGCGUCAUCCGCGCCGGCGAGCUUCUCGCCAUCAUGGGCCCCAGCGGCUCUGGCAAGUCCACGCUCCUCAACGCCCUGGCCCACCGCGUCGCCGCCGGCGGCGCCACCACUACGGGCGACAUCCUCAUCAACGGCGCCAAGGCGUCGAUGCGCUCCAUCCGUGACCUGUCCGGCUACGUCGAGCAGGAGGAUGCCCUGAUCGGCAGCCUGACCAUCCAGGAGACCAUGAUGUUUGCGGCCCGCAUGGCCCUGCCCUCGAGCGUGACCAAAAGAGAGGCCUUGCGUCGCGUCGACGAACUCGUUGUCAGCUUUGGACUGCAGGCGCACCGGCACACCAUUGUCGGCACGGCGAUCAAAAAGGGGCUCAGUGGAGGCCAGAAGAAGCGACUCAGCGUGGCGAGCCGGCUCGUCACGGAUCCCAAGAUCCUCUUCCUCGACGAGCCGACGAGUGGUCUGGACUCGACGCUCAGCCUCGAGGUGUGCUCCUAUCUCCGAGAGAUUGGUCGAAAGUACAAUAUCGCCAUCAUCGCCUCGAUACACCAGCCAUCCACAGCCGCUUUCCAGCAGUUUGACACCCUCUGCCUGCUCUCGGGCGGCCGCACGUGCUACUUUGGGCCCACGGCGCAGGCCACCAACUACUUUGCCACCGCGGGCCACCAGAUCCCGCCCGAGACGAACUCGGCCGAGUUCUUCCUCGACCUCAUCAACACCGACGUCGACCGGGACGGCCGGAUCCGCCAGCAGACCGACCGCCUGGUGGAAAUGUGGUCCACGUCCCAGGGUCAGAGGGACGUCCAGCUCGCCAUCGAAAAGGCCACCGAGUCGCCCAUGCCCGUCGCCCACCGCGCCGUCGAGAAGCCAAAGCCGUGGACGGUGCUGUUCGCCCUGCUGCACCGCUCGUGGAUCAAGUCGUACCGCGACAUCAUCGCCUACGGCAUCCGCGUCGUCAUGUACCUGGGCCUCGCCAUCAUGAUGGGCACCGUCUUCCUGCGCUUCGGCGACAACCAAAAGUACGUGCAGCCGUACAUCAACGCCAUCUUCUUUGGUGGCGCCUUCAUGUCCUUUAUGGCCGUGGCCUAUGUGCCCGCCUUCCUGGAGGAUCUGAGCACGUACCAGCAGGAGCGCGCCAACGGCCUCGUCAGCCCGGGCGUGUUUGUGCUGGCGAAUUUCAUCAUCGGCCUGCCCUUCCUCUUCCUCAUCACCGUCCUCUUCUCCAUCGUCACCUACUUCCUCGUCGGCUUCCGCGAAGAUGCCUCGGCCUUUUUCAUGUGGGUCAUGUGGCUCUUCCUCGACCUGCUGGCGGCCGAGUCGCUCGUGGUGCUCGUGUCGUCCAUCUUCAACAUCUUCGUCGUCGCGCUCGCCGUCACUGCGUUCUGCAACGGCCUGUGGAUGUGCGUCGGCGGCUUCCUCGUGCCCAUGGACAUUCUGAACCCGUUCUGGAAGUACGUCUUCCACUACAUCAACUACCAGGCCUACGUCUUCCAGGGCAUGAUGGUCAACGAGCUGCAGAAGCGCACGUACACCUGCGACGAGUCGGCGCCUGGGCAGUACCAGUGCAGCUACCCCAGCGACCUCAAUGCCGAGGGCAAGUUUCGCGGCACCAACGUGCUGCAGCGCUUUGCGAUCAACACGGGGCUCCAGGGUACGUGGGUCGGCAUCAUGAUUGGCAUCAUUGCUGGGUACAGGAUCUUGGCGUAUAUUGUCCUGCGACUGCGCAAGUGA